AUGAUGCGCAAACUUUCUCUGUUUUUCCUAGUUUCACUGGUUGCCGUGAAUGCUUUGGAUUUCGGAUCAGACUCUAGCAGUUGUGAGGAUGAUGAUAAUGGUCACGGAGGAGGGCAUGGACACGGAGGAGGUAACAACGGAUGUCCGAGAGGAUGGAGAAGAUUCAGAAGAAAUUCCGGUGGAUGGUGUAUGAAGGUCUUUUCCGGAUCCAACAUUGAAUACGAUGCAGCUUCAACAGCAUGUUCCAACAACAAUGCAGUUUUAUCCGGUAUCCAAAACUCAGAAGAGAAGAAUUACAUCUCCCGAAGUGCCAGUUCUCAUCUCUCUUCCUCAACUGGCUCCCUCUGGAUUGGAGCAAAGAGAACUGCAGCGUGUGCUCGAAGCAAAUUGACAGCUACUUGCUCCAAGACCACCUCGUUCUCGUGGACAGAUGGUUCCACAACUGGGACCGAUGGGUUCUCGUGGUUGGAUGGAAGUCAGCCGGAUAAUGCUCUGGGAGGAAACCAAAAUUGUAUUGUAUUCUUCUUCGCGAGAUCCAACACAGUCAUUGCGAGAGUCAAUUGGUUCCCUGGGGCAUUGGAUGAUGUGAACUGCGACGCGGCUCAAUUCAACUCAAUCCCUCAAAGAAAAAUUCAAGGAUACGUUUGUGGAAAGGAUGCAUCUUCCUAA
Caenorhabditis remanei is the source of this 669-nucleotide messenger RNA. RefSeq lists its product as uncharacterized. NCBI's taxonomy places the organism in Eukaryota, Metazoa, Nematoda, Chromadorea, Rhabditida, Rhabditidae. The record is from RefSeq and is a predicted model, not a curated record. The transcript is spliced from 6 exons. Bases 1 to 669 code for a protein of 222 amino acids.